Molecule: messenger RNA, 3506 nt
Organism: Pongo pygmaeus (Bornean orangutan)
Lineage: Eukaryota; Metazoa; Chordata; Mammalia; Primates; Hominidae
Gene: ADAM29
Product: ADAM metallopeptidase domain 29
Exons: 8
Coding region: 934-3498 (854 amino acids)
Biological process (GO): proteolysis; male gonad development
Cellular component (GO): sperm head plasma membrane; plasma membrane; external side of plasma membrane
Molecular function (GO): metalloendopeptidase activity
Source: RefSeq, a predicted model, not a curated record
AGCUUCUGGCCAGGAAACGUUGUUGACUGGAUUUAAGUUGGGUUUCCUUAAGUAAUAGUAAGGGUUCUAAAAAGAUGAAGGUGUGAAGUCUAAAGAGAUGGCUGCUAGAGACGCAAGCCUUCCCACCAUUUUUUUUUUUUUUUUUUGUCUUUCCCGUUUUACAUCUUCACAAUGAAAUAUAAUUUGAUGUUUGCCCGUGUUUGAAUACUCCAUGAAGAUAAGGAAAAUACAUGUUUGUGUCUAACAGUGUCUGGCAUGUGAAAACCCCAACAAUUUAAAGGUUAAAGACUGUUUGUGGCUGCUGUUAAUGAAAACCACAGGAACUAAAAACAAAAACAAAAGCAAAAACAAAGUUUUAAUUGAGCAUUUUAUAUAAUUUCAUUUGCUCUCCACUCUUAGAGACUUUUUAAUGUUUGCACAGAGUUUACAAUAUAAAUUUACAACGAAUCCAAGUCCACUUUCAAAUAACACUAUGCCACUUCAUGUUGAUUUCUAUUGAGAUGGACUCAAUCUCAGACAUUCUUUUCUCAGCUGUGUCCAGUCUACCGAGAGGCCCAUCAAAGGUAGAGUACAAAACAUGUUCUCCCUGCAGUCUCACGAAUUGUGAACAAAAACUGAAGUGAAAACUCCCAGUGCAUAACUCGUCAAUACUCCUGUGAUCGUAUAACCAUCAGCAAGGAAACAAAUUUGAUUGAGCCCCCAUCCAGUCCUCUUUGCGUGGAAUCAGACCUCUUUCGCAGUGGAAAGGAGCAGUGCUGCAGCUCUGAUGAUUCAACUCUGCCAGAAGAUGGAUCUUUAAUGAUUAGCACUACACACUGACCAACUCAGAAGAAGGAGCCACACCACCUGUGACUCCAGCCCUGACUUCUGCUCUGGACUAGUGUUUCCGUAACAGUGACUUCAAAAUCACUGUGAUUUGAAGCCUUGUUGAACAUGAAGAUGUUACUCCUGCUGCAUUGGCUUGGGGUGUUUCUGUCCUGUUCUGGACACAUCCAGGAUGAGCACCCCCAAUAUCACAGCCCUCCAGAUGUGGUGAUUCCUGUGAGGAUAACUGGCACCACCAGAGGCGUGAAACCUCCAGGCUGGCUCUCCUAUAUCCUGCCCUUUGGAGGCCAGAAACACAUUAUCCACAUAAAGGUCAAGAAGUUUUUGUUUUCCAAACACCUCCCUGUGUUCACCUACACAGACCAGGGUGCUAUCCUUGAGGACCAGCCUUUUGUCCAGAAUAACUGCUACUAUCAUGGUUAUGUGGAAGGGGACCCAGAAUCCCUGGUUUCCCUCAGUACCUGUUUUGGGGGUUUUCAAGGAAUAUUACAGAUAAAUGACUUUGCUUAUGAAAUCAAGCCCCUAGCAUUUUCUACCACGUUUGAACAUCUGGUAUAUAAGAUGGACAGUGAGGAGAAACAAUUUUCAACCAUGAGAUCCGGAUUUAUGCAAAAUGAAAUAACAUGCCAAAUGGAAUUUGAAGAAAUUGAUAAUUCGACUCAGAAGCAAAGUUCUUAUGUGGGCUGGUGGAUCCAUUUUAGGAUUGUUGAAAUUGUAGUCGUCAUUGAUAAUUAUCUAUACAUUCGUUAUGAAAGGAAUGACUCAAAGUUGCUGGAGGAUCUAUACGUUAUUGUUAAUAUAGUGGAUUCCAUUUUGGAUGUCAUUGGUGUUAAGGUGUUAUUAUUCGGUUUGGAGAUCUGGACCAAUAAAAACCUCAUUGUAGUAGAUGAUGUAAGGAAAUCUGUGCACCUGUAUUGCAAGUGGAAGUCGGAGAACAUUACUCCCCGGAUGCAACAUGACACCUCACAUCUUUUCACAACUCUAGGAUUAAGAGGGUUAAGUGGCAUAGGAGCUUUUAGAGGAAUGUGUACACCACACCGUAGUUGUGCAAUUGUUACUUUCAUGAACAAAACUUUGGGCACUUUUUCAAUUGCAGUGGCUCAUCAUCUAGGUCAUAAUUUGGGCAUGAAUCAUGAUGAGGAUACAUGUCGUUGUUCACAACCUAGAUGCAUAAUGCAUGAAGGCAACCCACCAAUAACUAAAUUUAGCAAUUGUAGUUAUGGUGAUUUUUGGGAAUAUACUGUAGAGAGGACAAAGUGUUUGCUUGAAACUCUACACACAAAGGACAUCUUUAAUGUGAAGCGCUGUGGGAAUGGUGUUGUUGAAGAAGGAGAAGAGUGUGACUGUGGACCUUUAAAGCAUUGUGCAAAAGAUCCCUGCUGUCUGUCAAACUGCACUCUGACUGAUGGUUCUACUUGUGCUUUUGGGCUUUGUUGCAAAGACUGCAAGUUCCUACCAUCAGGGAAAGUGUGUAGAAAGGAGGUCAAUGAAUGUGAUCUUCCAGAGUGGUGCAAUGGUACUUCCCAUCAGUGCCCAGAUGACUUUUAUGUGGAAGAUGGAAUUCCCUGUAAGGAGAGGGGCUACUGCUAUGAAAAGAAGUGUCAUGACCGCAAUGAACAGUGUAGGAGGAUUUUUGGUGCAGGGGCAAAUACUGCAAGUGAGACUUGCUACAAACAACUGAACACCUUAGGUGACCGUGUUGGUCACUGUGGUAUCAAAAAUGCUACAUAUAUAAAAUGUAAUAUCUCAGAUGUCCAGUGUGGAAGAAUUCAGUGUGAUAAUGUGACAGAAAUUCCCAGUUUGAGUGAUCAUACUACUGUGCAUUGGGCUCGCUUCAAUGACAUAAUGUGCUGGAGUACUGAUUACCAUUUGGGGAUGAAGGGACCUGAUAUUGGUGAAGUGAAAGAUGGAACAGAGUGUGGGAUAGAUCAUAUAUGCAUCCACAGGCACUGUGUCCAUAUAACCAUCUUGAAUAGUAAUUGCUCUCCUGCAUUUUGUAACAAGAGGGGCAUCUGCAAUAAUAAACAUCACUGCCAUUGCAAUUAUCUGUGGGACCCUCCCAACUGCCUGAUAGAAGGCUAUGGAGGUAGUGUUGACAGUGGCCCACCCCCUAAGAGAAAGAAGAAAAAGAAGUUUUGUUAUCUGUGUGUAUUGUUGCUUAUUGUUUUGUUUAUUUUAUUAUGUUGUCUUUAUCGACUUUGUAAAAAAUGUAAGCCAAUAAAAAAGCAGCAAGAUGUUCAAACUCCAUCUGCAAAAGAAGAGGAAAAAAUUCAGCAUCAACCUCAUGAGUUACCUCCCCAGAGUCAACCUUGGGUGAUGCCUUCCCAGAGUCAACCUCCUGUGACGCCUUCCCAGAGUCAACCUCAGGUGAUGCCUUCCCAGAGUCAACCUCCUGUGACACCCUCCCAGAGUCAACCUCGGGUGAUGCCUUCUCAGAGUCAACCUCCUGUGAUGCCCUCCCAGAGGCAACCUCAGUUGAUGCCUUCCCAGAGUCAACCUCCUGUGAUGCCCUCCCAGAGCAAACCUCAGGUGACGCCCUCCCAGAGCCAACCUCGGGUGACGCCCUCCCAGAGUCAACCUCAUGUGACACCUUACCGGAGUCAAAGUGGGAAACAAAAGCAAUCAGUACCAAUUCCAAAAACUGUAUCCAGAAAAGGUACAUUAAAAAAAUAAUUCCUAGU